AGAGAGAAGAUCAUAAAAAGCCUCUUCCAUUGCGGCCAGAAACAACUCCAGGAAAAAUGGGGUUAUUCAGAAGCAUUGUCUUCCUCUUAGUCCUAUACCUGCUGCAAGGGUCCAAGACUUCCCUUGUCCGACUGAAUAACAAUGGCUAUGAGGACAUUAUCAUUGCUAUAGACCCUCAUGUGCCCGAAGAUGAAACACUAAUUGAACAAAUAAAGGACAUGGUGACUACAGCUUCCACUUAUCUAUUUGAAGCCACAGAAAAAAGACUUUUUUUCAAAAGUGUAUCAAUAUUAAUUCCUGAGAAUUGGAAGAAUAAGCUUCAAUACCGCAGGCCAAAACAUGAAAGCUACAAUCAUGCUGAUGUUUUAGUUGCACCACCUACCCUCCCUGGUAGAGAUGAACCAUAUACCAAGCAGUACACAGCCUGUGAAGAAAAAGGAGAACGUAUUCAUUUCACCCCUGACUUUGUACUUGGAAAAAAACUGAAUGAAUAUGGGCCAAGAGAUAAACUGUUUGUCCACGAGUGGGCCCAUCUCCGCUGGGGAGUGUUUGAUGAGUACAACGAUAACCAGCGUUUCUACAGCGCUAAGUCAAAAAAAAUUGAAGCAACGAGGUGUUCCAAAGGCAUUACCGGUACAAAUAAAGUUUAUAAGUGUCAAGGAAACAGCUGUUCAAUUAAUAAAUGCAGAAUUGAUUCUAAGACAAAACUGUAUGAAAAAGAUUGUCAGUUCUUCCCUGAUAAAAUUCAAACUGCAAAGACAUCCAUAAUGUUUAUGCAAGGUAUUGAUUCUGUCGUUGGAUUCUGCAAUGAAGAAACCCAUAACCGAGAAGCUCCAACCCUACAAAACAAAAUGUGCGAUUUGAGAAGCACCUGGGAGGUGAUCAGUAAUUCUGAGGAUUUAAAAAACACCACACCUAUGGUGGCACCGCCCCCUUCACCUGUCUUCUCAUUGCUGCAGAUCAGUGAAAGAAUUGUGUGCUUAGUUCUUGAUAAGUCUGGAAGCAUGAGUACUUCUGACCGUCUAAAUCGAAUGAAUCAAGCUGCAAAACAUUUCCUGCUGCAGACCAUUGAAAACGGAUCCUGGGUGGGGAUGGUGCACUUUGAUAGUACUGCCAAAAUUCAAAGCAAGCUAAUCCAAAUAACAGGCAAUGACAAAAGAAACAACCUCUUGAAGAGCUUGCCUACAGCAGCUAAUGGAGGAACAUCCAUCUGCGCUGGAAUUCAAGCAGGAUUCCAGGUAAUGAGCGAACGAAAUGAACAACUGAAUGGAUCUGAAAUAGUGCUGCUGAGUGAUGGGGAGGACAGCACUGCAAAGAACUGUCUUGCUGAAGUGGAGAAGAGUGGGGCUGUCAUUCAUUUUAUUGCUUUGGGACCAGAUGCUGAUACAGCAGUCACACAAAUGCCCAAUAUAACAGGAGGAAGCCAUCUUUAUUCCUCAGAUAAAGCCCAAAACAACGGCCUCAUUGAUGCUUUUGGGGCCCUUGCAUCAGGAAACACGGACAUUUCCCAGCAGUCUCUUCAGCUUGAAAGUAAGGGAUUAAUCCUCACCAGCAAUCCCUGGCUGAACGGCACUGUAAUCAUUGACAGCACCGUGGGAAAGGACACAUUCUUUCUCGUCACGUGGAGCACAAACCGUCCCAUCAUUUCUCUCUGGGAUCCUAGUGGAAAAUCAAUGGGAAAUUUCAUAGAGGACUCAGUUUCCAAAAUGGCCUAUCUCAGUGUUCCAGGAACUGCAAAGGUGGGUGUUUGGACUUACAGUCUUCAAGCCCAAAGAAACCCAGAAACAUUAACUAUAACAGUUAAUUCCCGGGCAGCAAAUUCUUCUGUACCUCCAAUCACAGUGAAUGCUAAAAUGAAUAAAGAUACAAACAGCUUCCCCAGCCCAAUGAUUGUUUAUGCAGAAGUUCUACAAGGGUAUAUACCCGUUCUUGGAGCCAACGUGACUGCAUUCAUUGAAUCAAGUAGUGGAAAAACAGAAGUUCUGGAACUUUUGGAUAAUGGUGCAGGUGCUGAUACUUUCAAGGAUGAUGGGGUCUACUCCAGAUAUUUUACAGCAUAUUCAGAAAAUGGAAGAUAUAGCUUAAAAGUACGCGCCCAUGGAGGAGCAAAUGCUGUCACACGAAACUUGAGGCAUCCACCGAAUAGAGCUGCAUAUAUACCAGGCUGGGUAGUGGAUGGGAAAAUUGAAGCGAAUCCACCAAGACCUGAAAUUGAUGAGGAUACUCAGACAAACUUGGAGAGUUUCACCAGAACAGCAACUGGAGGUGCAUUUGUGGUUUCAAACAUUUCAUUUCCCUUUCCUGACCUGUACCCACCAAGUCAAAUCACAGACCUCGAGGCCACACCUGAUGGGGAUAUGAUCAGUCUAACAUGGACAGCACCGGGAGAUGACUUUGAUGUUGGAAAAGUAAAACAGUAUAUCAUCAGAACAAGUGGAAGUAUCCUGGAUCUAAGAGACAAUUUUGAUGAUGCUCAGCAAAUAAACACCACUGAUCUGUUACCAAAGGAGGCCAGCUCCAAGGAAAGCUUUGUGUUUAAACGAGGAAGUAUCCCAGAAGAAAAUGCAACCCACAUAUUCAUUGCCAUUCAAAGUGUGGAUAAAAGCAAUUUGACAUCAAAAGUAUCCAAUAUUGCACAAGUAGCUUUGUUUAUUCCUCAAGCAGAUUCUGAUGAAAGCGAUGAUGAAAAUGAUCCUAAUUCUGGACUUAGCAUUUCUUCUUUGGUGUUAAUAGUGGUUGGGUCUGUGGUAAUUGUUAGCAUUAUUUUAAGUACCACAAUUUGUAUCUUAAAAAAGAAAAGAAAUUCAAGCAGACCUGCAACAGGGUUUUAAAAAACAUCAACAACAAAAGUGAAGAACAUUUCUGAAUUUUUAAAAUCAUCCUGUGUGAUCAUGAACUCAUAAAAAUGUUAUUAGUUCUAGAAGGGUUACUUUAAGUAUAAACCUCCAGGGGUAUUUGAAAAAUUGUAAGUCAAUAUUAAAGCUUUAUAAUUUUAUUUACUCAUUAUUUUGUUUA
Rhinolophus ferrumequinum (greater horseshoe bat) is the source of this 3015-nucleotide messenger RNA. It is a transcript of the gene CLCA4, whose product is annotated as chloride channel accessory 4. Gene Ontology annotation, biological process: chloride transport. The record is from RefSeq and is a predicted model, not a curated record. Gene Ontology annotation, molecular function: intracellularly calcium-gated chloride channel activity. The transcript is spliced from 14 exons. Lineage: Eukaryota; Metazoa; Chordata; Mammalia; Chiroptera; Rhinolophidae. The coding region runs from base 57 to 2831 and encodes 924 amino acids.